Messenger RNA from Dama dama (fallow deer), 4576 nucleotides. It is a transcript of the gene TPP1, whose product is annotated as tripeptidyl peptidase 1. Gene Ontology annotation, molecular function: serine-type endopeptidase activity; tripeptidyl-peptidase activity. Gene Ontology annotation, biological process: proteolysis; central nervous system development. The transcript is spliced from 13 exons. The record is from RefSeq and is a predicted model, not a curated record. Lineage: Eukaryota; Metazoa; Chordata; Mammalia; Artiodactyla; Cervidae. Bases 81 to 1799 code for a protein of 572 amino acids.
UUGGAGGGCGGAGCCAGCACGUCACUAGUUCCUAGGCAGAGGAGGUGGUGGAGGACAACAGGGUUCAUGUGAUCUGUCACAUGACAGUGGACGAGCCGAAAGGCAGAAUGGGACCCCGAUCCUGCCUCCUAGGGCUCUUUGCCCUCUUCGUCGCUGGCAAAUGCAGUUACAGCCCGGAGCCCGACCAGCAGAGGAGGCUGCCCCCUGGCUGGGUGUCCCUGGGCCGUGCGGACCCUGAGGAAGAGCUGAGUCUUACGUUUGCCCUGAGACAGCAGAACGUGAAGAGACUGUCCGAGCUGGUGCAGGCUGUGUCGGAUCCUGGCUCUCCUCGCUACGGCAAGUACCUGACCCUAGAGGAUGUGGCUGAACUGGUCCGGCCAUCACCAUUGACCCUCCACACGGUCCAGAAAUGGCUUCUGGCGGCUGGAGCCCGGAACUGCCACUCAGUGACCACACAGGACUUUCUGACUUGCUGGCUGAGUGUCCGACAGGCGGAGCUGCUGCUCUCUGGGGCUGAGUUUUAUCACUAUAUGGGAGGACCUGCAGAGACCCAUGCUGUGAGGUCCCCACAUCCCUACCAGCUCCCAAAGGCCUUGGCCCCGCAUGUGGACUUUGUGGGGGGGCUGCAUCGUUUUCCCCCUACAUCAACCCUGAGGCAACGCCCUGAGCCACAGGUACCCGGGACUGUUGGCCUGCAUCUGGGAGUGACCCCAUCAGUGAUCCGUAAGCGUUACAACUUGACAGCACAAGAUGUGGGCUCUGGCACAACCAACAACAGUCAAGCCUGUGCUCAGUUCCUGGAGCAGUAUUUCCAUGAUUCAGACCUUGCUGAGUUCAUGCGCCUCUUCGGUGGGGACUUUGCACACCAGGCAUCGGUAGCCCGUGUGGUUGGACAACAGGGCCGGGGCCGGGCCGGAAUUGAGGCCAGCCUAGAUGUGGAGUACCUCAUGAGUGCUGGCGCCAACAUCUCUACCUGGGUCUACAGUAGCCCUGGCCGGCAUGAGUCACAGGAGCCUUUCCUGCAGUGGCUUCUGCUGCUCAGUAAUGAGUCAGCUCUGCCUUAUGUGCACACCGUGAGCUACGGCGAUGACGAGGACUCCCUCAGCAGCACCUAUAUCCAGCGGGUCAACACUGAGUUCAUGAAGGCGGCUGCUCGGGGUCUGACCCUGCUCUUUGCCUCAGGUGACAGUGGGGCCGGGUGUUGGUCUGUCUCUGGCAGACACCAGUUCCGUCCCAGCUUCCCUGCCUCCAGUCCCUAUGUCACCACGGUGGGAGGCACAUCCUUCCAGAACCCUUUCCGAGUCACAAAUGAGGUCGUUGACUACAUCAGUGGUGGCGGCUUCAGCAACGUGUUCCCACGGCCUUCGUACCAGGAGGAAGCUGUAACCCGGUACCUGAGCUCCAGUCCCCACUUGCCACCAUCCAGUUACUUCAAUGCCAGUGGCCGCGCCUACCCAGACGUAGCUGCACUCUCUGAUGGCUACUGGGUGGUCAGCAACCACGUGCCCAUUCCAUGGGUGUCUGGUACCUCGGCCUCUACGCCAGUGUUUGGGGGACUCCUAUCCCUGAUAAAUGAACACAGAAUCCUCAGAGGCCUACCCCCUCUCGGUUUUCUCAACCCAAGGCUCUACCAGCAGCGUGGGGCAGGACUCUUUGAUGUAACCCGUGGCUGCCACGAGUCCUGUCUGGAUGAAGAGGUGGAGGGUCAAGGUUUCUGCUCUGGCCCUGGCUGGGAUCCUGUGACAGGCUGGGGAACACCCAACUUCCCAGCUCUGCUGAAGACACUAAUGAACCCUUGACCCUCUCCUGCUAGAAGGGUGGGCCUGUCCUCUGCCCCACAGCAGGUGGCUUGGUCCCUUAUUCUGCAGUGUUGGAAGCCCUGCUGAACCCUCAACCAUUGACUGCCACAGACAGCUUAUCUCCCUAACCCAGAAAUGCUGUGAGUUUGACUUGACUCCCAACCCUACCUGUUCCAUCAUACUCAGGUCCCCCUGCCCCUGCCCCAGGUUCCUCAACAGGUGCCACAACCAGCACUGUUUGGGAGCAUCCCCUGCAUACAACCACUCCCACCCCCACCCCCCGGGGCUCCCUGCUCCAUUUCUUUUCUUUUCAACCAGGCUUUUCCAACAUGUUUUCUACCCUGUCUGUGUACACUAUUUCACUGCAUCCUCACUCCUCAAUUCUUUGUCAUGAGACCUCUACUCUUAUUGCUUCACUCUUUCCUUCCCUUAGAAAUACUCCCAACCUUUGUUUUGUGAGCUCUCUGUCAUAGAAGCCUACUGCCUCUUCUUUCUUCGCUUCCAGGGCUUAACUUCUUCACUGACCACUCCCUCUUCUUCCUUCAUUCCCUUUUCCCUCUUUCUCUUUCUCUGCUUCCUCAUUAAACAUUGUUGUAUUUUGUUGCUCUUGGUUUUUAACCAAAAUUUUAUAACUCUUGGUUUUUAUUUUACCAAAGUAUAUGGGCACAUUGUCAAAUAGUUCUUUAAGUCUUAUUGCAAAAAAAAGAUAGCCUCCCCUUGUGUAUCUACCACCAUUUCCUACUAUUUGAAGCAAUCAUUUUAACUGUUUCUGUUGAUUCUUUGGUGCGUGCUAAGUCGCUUCAGUUGUGUCCAACUCUUUGUGACCCCAUGGACUGUAGCCUGCCAGGCUCCUUUGUCUAGAGUUCUCCAGGCAAGAAUACUGGAGUGGGUUGCCAGGCCCUCCUCCAGGGGAUCUCCCUGACCCAGGGAUUGAACCUGCAUCUCUUAAAUCUGCAUUGGCAGGCAUGUUUUCCACCACUAGUGCCACCUAGGAAGCCCUGAUUCUAUGCUAUCUACUGGUUUAUCUCUAAAUAACAUGCUUAUAUUGCUGUUUAUUGAAUACCCCCCCCCCAGAUUUAGCCAUUAUUGACUUCCUAUUAGCUUAUGAUUAUUCUUCUGCGUUGUCCCAAUCACUCAAAAUCCCCACCACCCAUUCUUUCAUCCUUCCAAUACAAUUCUAUUUUUGUUUGAGCUGCAUACAGGAUUUGCACUGGUACAACUGUGUAAAUGCUAAUCAUACCUAAUCCAUGUAGUAUCAUUGCUCUAUCCUUUGUCUUUUGCUCUUCUCACUUGACUCAUUGUCCGAUGGAACAAAUCAAUAACUGGCGUCCACAGCCAUCACUAUCUCACUAAAUCAGACUUUCCAUCCUACAGUGAUUGAUACCUCAAAAGCAAGAUGUGUAAUUCUCAAUAUUUUAUCUUCCUUCUUCCCAAUCCCAAACUGUUCUUUUUUGUUUCUUAUUUAUAAAUGACACUAUGCUUGACACUUCCAACUGAGCCAGAAACCUAAAGUGUCAUCCAAGGUUCCCAUUUCCUUCACCUCCUCCCAUCAUCACCUUGUCAACAAGUCCUAUUGACUCUAUCUCUUAAAUACAUCUGUAACAAACCAAAAGUUCUUCCAAUUAUAUUUCCGAAGUGUAUCUUGAAUUCAUCUACUUCUCUCCAGCUCCACUGCUACUGUAUUAGCUGUGAGCCAUAUUCCCUCUCCUUUGAAUUGAGGCCCUUGCAAGAAGUGUCCUUACAUCCUGCCUUUCCCUAAACCAUCUACCACUUGUUUAUUCGCUAAGUUGUGUCUGACUCUUUUGUGACCCUAUGGACUAUAGCCCACCAGGCUCCUCUGUCCAUGGGACUUCCCAGGCAAGAAUACAGAGUGGAUUGCCACUUUCUUCUCCAGGGUUCUUCCUGACCCAGGGAUGGAACAUGGGUAUCUUGCAUUGGCAGACGGGUUCUUUACCACUGAGCCACAAGGGAAGCCCCCAAACCAACUACCAGAGUAAGAUGCAAAUCUCAUGAGGUCAUCUACUUGAUUAAGACCCUUCAAAGAUUACUGGAUAUAGGUCAGGCUUUUUAUCAUGAUUUACAAACCUGUCUCCUUACUUGCUCUUUGUUUCUGAUUAACAAAUUGUUUAUCCUUCCCUGUCUCCCCACCGCCCCCCCCCCCCCACUCAUGGACUUUCAUUCACUGUUGCUCAAGAUAUUCUGCUCCCCCCGCCCCCACUCAUGGACUUUCAUUCACUGUUGCUCAAGAUAUUCUUUGCCCUAACAUUACCCCUGGCUCCUUGUGCCUGGUUGAGGUCCAGAAUUCUUUCAAGACUCAGCUCACCUCCUCUUGUGAAUCUUUUGGCUCCCUGAAGCUAGUUGAUGUGGGUAUGACAGAAAAAUCCUAGAUUCUUGGCUCUGAUAUAGACUAGAGAGAGCCUGGGGCAAGUAAGUUCAACUCUCUGAGACUUUUUCCUCAUCUGUUAAGUGAGGAUAUUGAUACCUGCCUCUAAUAUUUAGGAAAUCAUUAAGUGGAAGAAAAUUAAUGGAAUGCCUAACACACUAAUGUAGGCAGCAACUAUUAGUUCCCUUCCUCCCUUGCACUGCACACCCUGUGUCUACCUCCAUUAUUUUAACUCCCAUAUAUUGGUGAAAUGGCCAGUUUAACUGCCUCCCUUUCCAAGACCACUGGUGCCUGGAGGACUAGAACCUUGUCCUACUUAACUUUGUAUUUGCAGACCCUAGCUCAGGACUGACAAAUAAAAAUUAAAUAAAUUUUUGCUGCGUUGAAAACCCUA